AUGGGCAGUUGUCAAUUGAGCUUAUCCGAUCAUCCGCAAGUCCUAGCUGUCCUAGCUGGUGAUCAUCCCGGAUCAGCCGAAGGCAACAGUGCAGAGUCCGUGCCAAAGUACGACAUGCGCAGAAAGUGUGCGUGGAUCGAGUGCACGCUACCGAAAGAUCGUGCUUCGCCGGAUCAUGUUCUCGGAUCCUUGCGUCAGGCUGGGUGUCUGUGGCCUCUGGCUCUGAGCAUUUGCUUAGACCGAACCCACCCCUUCAAAGACGAAGAUGCACCGCAACCAAAGAAGUGCCCGGAAAGCCGAGGCCUGAGAAGUCGCGUCGAUGCUUUCCUCCUGGGCUCUAUGGCUAGGCGCGGCUGUUGCGGCCGUGGCCUUCGCCACUCAGGUGGGGCCGGGGAAAGGGCGACCAGCAUCCUGGAGGUGGAUCUGGAUCCAGGUGGAUGUGGCUUCAACUGCUCAGGGGAUCAGAGCGCCCUGCUCCAGCGCCGGCACCUACAAGUGAACCAAAGAGCCGGCACGGCCAUGCCCGCAGAGCUCUGCAAGAGCCUCCUGCGUGCUAUGGCAGAUCCGGAGUUGAAGCGCUCGAAGCAGAUCCUUCAGUUCAUCUGCAGUGAACCGACUUUGCUGGAGUCUAUGCCGGACUUUUCCGAGGGCUGCAUCGCCUUUCCCUCCAACGACUUCAUGGCCUUCUUCCUGGAUCUGCUGGAGCACCCCAACCCGCACUAUCUCGUGGAAGUGGUGAAGGGCUUCAUGUACCCGAAAUCUGCAGGUUCCUGUGCCGUGCCGGGCACGGAGACCGUAACAACCAUGAGGGGCACCGCCUACCGGGGUCUUCAGGUCCGGCGCAACUGCGUUCAUUUGCGGAGUGCCUCCGCCGGGCCGAUUCCGGGCAGAGGCAUCGAGAUCUUCAAGAUGGAUGCUGUCCUCGGCGAGAGCGAGCACAGCGGCGAAGCAGGUUGGCAUCCGACUCCCGCAAAACGCGCGCCGAAGGUCCUCCUGAAGCCGCGAGAAGGAGGGGGCGAAGAGGGCCAAGGCGCUGUGCUCCUGGGGCAAAGAGCCGAGGCAGCUCUCCACAGGACGAAUAGGACGGGGGAUUUCUCGUGCAACGACGGCUGCUUCGUAACACCCGUUUACAACGAGUGCCAGUGCAGCGGCUGCGAAGAGAAUCCGUUCUUCGAUUGUAACACUUGCGGCGGCUGCCCCUCAACCUGUGGUGACUGGGUUCCGUGCCCCAGUACUUUCACUUGCUUCUCCGGAGCCUCGAAGCCUGUUGACGUCUUCAACGAUGACAAGUGUGAUUGCGAGCUCUGCGAGGACGAGAAGUGGUGGACCUGCUUUAGCUGUGGCGACUGCCCCCUUGAUGCGGCCAGCGAUGCUGCAGUCGAUUGCACUGCUGUUCCCUUCACCUGCGACGAUGGCUGCGAAAUCAAUAGCACCAUGGUGAACAACUACAGGUGCGACUGCAGUAGCUGCGAGGAUGAGGACUUCUACACCUGCGAGUCUUGUGGCCUGGGAGUUUCCGCCUGUCCGACCAGCUGUGGGGAAGUUGCCGCGGACUGUCAGGAGGUGAUGGGGAGCUUCGUUGAGAACGAAGCCCGUCCCGGAGAGCCCUGGAGGAUUCCACUCCACUUCUACUUGUGCGAUGUCCCUGGCGAGCAAACCGUAUCCAGCUUGGUGACUCAAGAGAUGAUGCUGGACCAGAUGGACCAGCUCAACAGGGACUUCAAUGGCACGGCAGACUGCCCAGCAGUGCCCAUGUACACCCCCGCUACAGCCGAUGCCUUCAUUCAAUUCACCCUGGACGGCAGCACCCUGGUCGAAAGCGAUCUCUGCAAAACCUCCUGUAGCGAUCUCUCGGAGAUGAUCAGAAAUAGCCCAGGACUUGAGCGGGAAGAUGGCAAGAUCAAGGUCCUGGUCUGCGUUGUGGGCGAUACGUUGGGCAUUUCAAGCUUCCCUGGGGACCCGGAGGAAUCGCGACUCUUGAUGAUCGACGGUAGGACGAUGCCGGGCGGAAGCAUGUCGCCCUACAACCAGGGGAAGACGCUGACGCACGAGCUGGGGCACUACCUCGGACUCUGGCACACCUUCGAAGAAGGUUGCGAUUCCGCUGUCGAAGGAGACUGGGUUGCAGACACACCCUUGGAGGAAACGGAGCAUUAUGGAACUUGCACCACAUGGCGCAGCUCGUGUGGAUCCGGGGAUCCCGUGCACAACUUCAUGGAUUACUCAGACGACGUGUGCUUGUGCAGUUUCACGCCUGGCCAGGUGCAACGCAUGUGGUAUUACAUCCGCAACUUUCAAUCCGAUCUGAUGUCAACGACUGCCUCCAGCACUACAGUGAGCAGUGCCACCACCGGCGGCGUAAGCACUGGAACAACUACCGCCGGCGCUGCGAUCGGCUCCAGCACCACGGUGAGCAGUGCCACCACCGGCGGCGCAAGCACUGGAAAAACUACCGCCGGCGCUGCGAUCGGCUCCAGCACCACGGUGAGCAGUGCCACCACCGGCGGCGUAAGCACUGGAACAACUACCGCCGGCGCUGCGAUCGGCUCCAGCACCACUGUGAGCAGUGCCACCACCGGCGCAAGCACUGGAACAACUACCGCCGGCGCUGCGAUCGGCUCCAGCACCACGGUGAGCAGUGCCACCACCGGCGGCGUAAGCACUGGAACAACUACCGCCGGCGCUGCGAUCGGCUCCAGCACCACGGUGAGCAGUGCCACCACCGGCGCAAGCACUGGAACAGCACUACCGCCGGCGCUGAGAUCGGCUCCAGCACCACGGUGA
Molecule: messenger RNA, 2784 nt
Organism: Symbiodinium sp. CCMP2592
Lineage: Eukaryota; Dinophyceae; Suessiales; Symbiodiniaceae
Source: the annotation of a GenBank genome assembly